AUGAUUUCGAUCCAGGUUUUCGCAAAAAAUAACUGUGGCUCGAAUAAUCGACUUCGUUAUUCCAUACAAGACCAGCCGUUAAUUCGGAAUUUUUUCAAUAUUGACGACCAAACCGGAACGAUUUGCCUUGGAGCAAAUUUGGAUUUUGAAACAACUGCCAAAUAUCAAUUUGUUAUUGAAGCAAGUGAUUUUGGUAACCAUGCAUUGGUCAACAUUCAUGUGGAAGAUGUCAAUGACAAUUAUCCGGUUUUUUAUCCGUCGAUUUAUAAUGUUACUGUACGAGAAGACAUAGCCGUUGGAAGUUUAAUUUUGAUUGUUUAUGCGAAAGAUGCCGACAAAGGCAUAUAUGGGCAGAUCCAUUACCGGAUUAUUGCCGGAAAUGAUGGAACAUUCAAAUUGGAGCCUCGUACGGGCGAAAUGCUUGUGCAAAACAAGGUUUCAAAAAAACGCUAUGAUAUCGUCGUACAAGCGAGUGAUGGUGGGGGAUUAACCAGCGAAAAAGUGGCUACAGUACACAUAUCCGUCACUAAAGCAUCAAUUCCUAUACCACAGUUCACUUCAUUGUUAUAUAAAUUCGAAGUGCCAGAAGAUCUGCUGCCAGGAAUAUCAAUAGGACAAGUAGAAACCGCUGGGCCAUAUAAGAUCAAAUAUAACAUUUAUUCGGGUGAUCCGGAUCAUUUUUUCAUGAUUAAUUCGCUCGAUGGAAAAAUAAUAGUUAGCCGAUAUCUCGAUGCAGAUAAAUGGCAGUCGAUUCUUCUGAAUGUGCAGGCCUUUACGGAUCGAGGUGAAUCGAGCUAUGCUCAAGUGUUGAUUGAUCUCAUCGAUGUUAACGAUAAUGAUCCGGUGUUUCCAAUAACCAAAAUUGAAGCCUAUGUUCUUGAAAAUCAACCGACUCAUAUUCCUUUCUUUGCACUCCAAGCAAAGGACAAGGAUCACGGAAAAAAUGGAGAAAUUCAUUAUUCUUUGGUGCAGAGUGAGCCACAUUGCCCAAUAAGCGUUCUGCCGAUCACAGGCGAAAUGAUUUUGACUUCGAACUUGGAUUAUGAGGAUGUUACACGUUAUAAUUUAAUUGUGAAAGCACGAGACCAGGGAGUUCCACCUCGUCACAACAAUGUCACAGUCAUUUUGAACGUAUUAGAUGUCAACGACAAUUUUCCCGAAUUUGAGCAUAAUUUUUAUGAAGUUGAGGUGCCUGAAGAUGCUUCCUUGAUGACACAAGUGAUAGCAUUCAAAGCAAAAGAUCUUGAUCGAGAUGCGAACGGAAAAAUUUCAUUUCAUUUGUCAGAUGAAAAUACUGAUUUCGGUAUUCAUGCAUCAUCUGGAAUUAUGUACGUCAAGUCUCCUCUGGAUCGGGAGUUUAAAAGUGAUUAUCAUUUAACUGUGGUCGCCAGCGAUCAUGGCCAGCCACGAUUAUCGUCCAAUGCAACUAUUUACAUCAAAAUCCUUGACAUCAAUGAUAAUUCGCCAAAUUGCUCGACCGCUCAACCAGUUGUGUUAACUGAUGAUUAUGCUGUCGGUAUUCCAUUCGGUGCAAUAAAAAUAAUUGAUUCUGAUGAAGGUAUUAAUGGUACAGUAAGAUAUCGAGUUCAAAAUGAUCCUGACUUUGAAGUCAGCGCUGAUGGCAAAAUAUCACGAAAGCAUCUUGUAACUCAUUCUGGAAAAGAUUAUUACUUAUCAGUAAUUGCGUACGAUAACUUCGGAAAUGCCGGUUCGAGAUCUUCAAUAUGCCAGAUCAGGAUUAUUUAUCAAAGUAUUCAGUCCAAAGUAAAGCUAAUCGAACCUUUUGAACGAGUUAUAACGCUGUCCCGUCAUUGCUCGAAUAACUGCUUUUUAAUGAAGCUUAAUGCAAGCAAUGUCGUGAAAUGGGAAAUCGAAACCAAUGAAAUCUCAAGAUUUUUUAAAAUUAUACGAAAUUCGCUAUGGACGAGUGCGAAUUUUGAACAAAAAUAUUUUAAAACGAAUCGAAUACUCUCAGUAUCUGCUCACGAUUCGGAGAAUCGAAAAAAACAAAUCAUUUUCACUAUUCGUCCAAUUUUUAGUUCUCCGACAAUCAAUAGCUCCACUAUUUAUCUAAAGUUUCCAAUAAAUACAGCUGUCGGAACAGUACUGAAAACUAUCGAUAGUGAGAAGAAGGGAACAAUAUGGAAUCUGGAAAACGAGAUCGAACAAUUUUAUUUGGACGAAAGAACGUCGGAACUCUACUUGGUGUCAAGUUUUGCCAAUUCAAACCAAUUAUUUUAUACUCUUAGCUUGACUCGAAUGGUGGUUCCUGAUUACGCGACUGAGCGAUUCACAAUUCAUAUCGAAAUUGAAGUUGGAAAUUUUCGAAGACCCAAAUUCAAAGGCUGUCCGAUGAAAAUAACAAUCGACGAGAACAUCUCGAUAGGCUCAAAAAUUGCGAAAGUGAAGGCCAGAUAUGCUCAUGAUGGAAAUGACGGACCCUUUCUUUAUAAGAUCAACGAUCCUUCAAGGUUGUUUGCCAUAGAUCAAGAAUCAGGCGAAAUCUCUACUCGUAAAGUCAUAAAAUGGAAUUCAAUGAAAAAAUCUAUAUUCUUGGCAGUCGAAGCGGAGAAUCGUCAAAUAGAAUCUAUGCCAUCCAAGAUUUCUACAUGUGCUCUGUUUAUUGAUAUCAAUGAUAUAAAUAAUCACAGUCCACAGUUUAAAAGUUCAUCUAGUGUUACGAUUGAUGAAGAGUGGAGUAACUCGGAAAUAUUACAGUACAUUGUAGUAAAGGAUGACGACGAUGGUAAUAAUGUCACUUAUAGUAUUGUCGAUGGAGAUAAGGACAGUUUCGUCUUAAACGCUACAACAGGAGAAAUGAGACUGCUUCAUUCUUUAACGUCAAAUUCAUCAAUAAUUAUCCAAGCGAGUGAUAAUGGAAAUGUGCCACGAAUUUCUGAGCAAAAUUUUACUGUCUAUUUGAAUCCGACGCAUCAAUUAUGGAAAUUCUUUAUUCGCCCGAUUUAUAGUUUUUCUAUCACUUUUGAAAGACCUCAUCUACAACUGAUUUCUGAUAAAGCAGGUGGAAUAGAACCUUUCAACAUUUCAGUUAAUGGCGAAUUGCAACUAUCUGCGGUCCUUACAAAUGAUUUUUAUAGUCUUAUAGUUGAAUUAAAAAUGGCGAAAGGGAACAUGAAUGCUCCACGAAUUAUGCCGUCAUCAUGUGGCAAUAUAUCUAUUUAUGAAAAUAUUAGUACUAAUCAACUGAUACAUGUUUUUGCAAUUGAUUAUGAUGAAGAUGAAAAUGCGGGCAACGAGAACAACGCAUUCUCAAUAAAUUCGACUAGUGGGAUAAUUUCUUGUGAAAAACUUGAUCGAGAGCAAAAAUCGGAAUAUUUUCUCGUUAUAACAGCAGAGGAUAAGGGAAAUCCGAUAAAAGCCGAUACUUGCACCAUAAGGAUCUUCGUUCUUGACGAAAACGAUAAUGCGCCAGUUUUCAAAAAAGACACUCCCGAAUAUUUGGAAAUAGAUGAUAAUACGAAAAUAGGUGGAAUAAUUGCAAGAAUAUCAGCAACCGAUGUGGACGCGGAUAAAAAUGAUAUCGGUGCCUCAACUGUCCUACAUUCAACAAUAGCUGUGCCGUUGAUAGUGAGACGAUCUUUGAUAACUGAUCAGCUAUACGAAUCUCCGCCGUCAUUUGUUAGUGGAAAAUAUUUCGGAGUGGUAGAAGAAGGUCGGCCUGAAGGUGAAUUCGUUCUCCAGGUCUAUACUACGGGUCAUCUAUCUGGCAAUGCUCCAGUAGCAUAUAGCAUCGUAAGUGGUAAUAUUGAUAAUGCAUUUGGAAUUGAUAGUGAAGGUAAAAUAACCACAAUGCAAGAGCUGGAUCGAGAAAUCGAGAGUCAAUAUUCUCUAGGAAUAACUGCGAAUGGUAGCUAUAAACAAUCUCCGGAGACCAAAGUAUAUAUAAGAGUUUUGAAUACGAAUGAUAAUCCGCCUUUAAUACCAACAAUGCGCCCCAGAAAAAUUUCUGAACUGGCACCAAUUGGUAGUUUGGUCGCAACAAUACGAGCAACCGAUGUUGAUAUAGACUCGAAAUUGGAAUACAGUCUAAUAAACAAUUAUGAAAUUUUCGAGAUUAAUAGAUAUUCGGGUCAAAUAUAUUUGCUUCAAAAGCUCGAUUAUGAGGCAAUCAAAAAUUAUUCCUUGGAAAUUCAGGUUUCUGAUGGCGAUAAUAUCUCAAAAUCAACUCUUGUCGUGGAGAUUCUCGAUGAAAAUGAUAAUCGUCCAAAAUUCGAUAAGGAUUUUUACGAUGUUGUCUUACCACAUGGAAAUAAUAGUGCACUAAUCGCAAAAAUUCAUGCAGUAGAUCCUGAUUCUGGUCCUCGUGGCGAAAUAUAUUAUAAUUUUUCCACCCCUAAUAAUAUUUUCCAUAUCGAUGAGAAUACAGGCGCGAUUAAAUUGUUAUCGAAAAGAGCCAUAAACAAUAUAUAUUUCCUUAAAGUGCAAGCAUUUGAUAAAGGACAACCAUCUUUAAAUCGUGCAGUUCCACUGAAAAUUUCGUUCAUCGAUGGUCUAUCUAAAAUUGAAUCGAUAGUUGAGAAAAAGUCCUAUAGUUUCUCAAUAAGAGAAGAUUUGGAAAUAAAUCUUCCAUUUGGGCAGAUAUCUGUUAAGCAAAUGACAAAUUUUAAAGUGAAUUUCCGAAUACUGGAACUAGAAGCUAGAAAUAUCUUCCGGAUCGAUCAUUUUGGUCAAUUAUCGCUCAAAAAGCCAAUAGAUAGGGAAGAAAAGAGUGAAUAUAAUUUUACGAUCGAAAUAUUAUCGAACACAUUUUCAUUAAACGACUCAGCGAUAGUUUUUAUUGAAGUAACAGAUGUUAAUGAUAAUCCGCCAGUAUUUUUAUCCAGAGAUAUACGAAUUACAAUCAAUGAGGAUAUAAAACCCGGCGAAAUAUUAACCAGGAUUAUUGCAAGUGAUCGAGAUUCUGGUGAAAAUGGUGAAUUAUCAUACUAUAUUCUUUCGGGAAAUGACCACCAAAUAUUUAAACUGGAUGCGACUUCUGGAGUUUUGAUUUUCACUAAGUGGAAUGAUGAAGUUAUUGAGGAUGAUCAUGAGGAAUUGAUUAUUAUUGCAAGUGAUAAUGGUCGAAUAAGCAAAUGGAACUGGACACGUAUCAUUGUUGUGGUGGAUAAUGAUAUUUUUUCAGCCACUGCACCAUUCUUUGUUGUUCCACAGUACCAAAAAAGUGUUCCAGAGAAUCAACUUGCGGAUGAAGUGAUCCUUAAAAUCAGGGCUAGCAAUCGCAUUGGUCGAUCGGAAAUGGACUGGAAGUAUAGACUCCGAGAUAAUGAUGAGAUAUUCGUUUGUAACGAAACAACAGGUGAUAUUUUAAUAAGGAAGCAAUUUGAUUAUGAAAACCGCAGUAGCUAUUCAUUUUCACUUAUAGUUAGUGAUAAUACGAGCAGGUCUGCGGUUGUGCCUGUUGAAAUUUUUGUCCUUGGCAUCGAUGAAUUUCCACCUGUGUUCAUGAAAUCCAGUUAUAUUUUUGAGGCACCUAUCACCACCAAAGUUGGGCAACGAAUAGGCGUCUUAAUGGCAACUGAUCAAGAUUCGGGAUUAGAUGGCAUUAUACGGUAUGCGAUUGAAGGCGAUGCUAUGCGAUAUCUGACCAUCGAUUCGGACACUGGCCAGUUAAUCUUGAAAAAGGAGUUGGCUGAAAUAGCGAAAGAAAAGAAUUUGACGGUCGAUGAAUUCCAUAUAGUGGCAAGCUCUGGAGUAUCACAACAUUCCCGAGUUAAGGUGACUGUAAAGUUCGUGGAAUCAACAGCAUAUUUAUCGCCUUCGAAGUCUCCCUAUACAAUAAUGCUCAUGCUCCUCUCAUUGCUCAUCCUUCUAAGCAUACUUAUUAUGUUUGUUAUAAAAAUGUGGAUGCGCAUGAGAAGCCAUACUGCAAUAAAAAAACAGAUCUACAGCGUCAGUAAGGGUAAUACAGCCGUAAUGGCAGAUUUAAGCCGAUAUUCACCUUCUUUUCAAUACGACAAGCAAAGAAUUCCUUUACCGAAAAUACCAGUAACUAAGAUAGCAUCAUCGUCAUCAUCGUCAUCGAUAAGUCGAUACAGUGCAGGCUCUGGAUCGACGCAGCCAAAAUUCAACGGCCAACUCUUAAACGGUAGAUCAGCACCACAAUCGAUGCCUGAUUCUGGAAUCGAUCCAGACGAUGUAUCUAUCACAUCUUCUGUUACUGAUUACUUGACUCAGAUCGGUGUUACUCAUAAUACGAUUUUCGACCAAAGAAAUGGUUCGAAUCGAAGUCGUUUAAUGCAUGGGAAGAAUACAUUUUAUGAUUCUGCCUUGAAUGAUUUGAUCUACGCGAAAAUCGAUCAAUUCAAAUUUAGUUCGGUUCCGUCAUUUGAGCCAAUAAAAGAUUUGUUAUCGAGGAAAACUCAAGCCAAUGUGAAAUGA
Molecule: messenger RNA, 6399 nt
Organism: Dracunculus medinensis (Guinea worm)
Lineage: Eukaryota; Metazoa; Nematoda; Chromadorea; Rhabditida; Dracunculidae
Source: the annotation of a GenBank genome assembly